Messenger RNA from Anisakis simplex (herring worm), 126 nucleotides. NCBI's taxonomy places the organism in Eukaryota, Metazoa, Nematoda, Chromadorea, Rhabditida, Anisakidae. The record is from the annotation of a GenBank genome assembly.
AUGAUGAAGGAUUACUAUAUUGAUGUGCCGUCAAUGUUGCAAAAACCGGGUACGGUUGGAAAUGAGAGUCAUCCACUUCUAUCGAACAGCUACAGAAGAGCUGUUGUACGUUUGAAUGCUUAUUGA